AGGAAUUCUCGAACGCUUAAUUCUCGAGAUUUUAGAUUCUCCACUGCGCAAUAGACCAAAAAUGUGCCUAAAACUGAGUGCAUCGAUUAAAGGGUGAUCUCGUCUCGUUGCCAUUUGAACAAAAAAGUUAAUGACAAAGUGACUGUGGUAACGUAAGAAUUUUAUGUUUACAAAAUGUGCGGGGGAUUUACGUGUUCAAAAAAUGCAUUAAUUGCAUUAAACGUCUUGUAUAUAGUAGUGGCUUUUAUCCUUAUUGGAGUCGCGGUUUACGGUCGUGCAGCGUCUUUGGUCACAAAUUUACCGAUCAUAGGAGGAAUCCUAGCAUGUGGCAUUAUCCUAUUUUUAAUUUCAGUAUUGGGGCUUUUGGGCGCCGUCAAACACCACCAAGUGAUGCUAUUUUUCUAUAUGGUUAUCUUAUUUUUGCUGUUUCUUAUCCAGUUCUCAGUUGCUUGCGCUUGUUUGGGGGUUAACAUUGCGCAACAAGAGCAACUAGCUGAGCAAGGAUGGAGCCGUGUUGAUAAUAAUACGAGAAUGAAAGUACAAGACGUGUUCACUUGUUGUGGAUUUGCCGAAUCUAUUGAUAAGACUAUCUCACCCCCUAGUUGUGAAAAUGUUAACACGAGAUGUUGUUUCAGUUCUAACGAAAAAAAUUGCGUAUGUCCACAGUGUAUGCAAAAAUUGCAGGAUACCAUCAAUUACGCGUUUAAACUGUGUGGGUGGAUCGGACUCUUCUUUAGUUUGACUGAGUUUAUGGGAGUACUACUAACAGUGCGUUAUCGUAAUCAGAAAGACCCUCGAGCUAACCCUAGCGCUUUCCUCUAGUCACUUAACAAUCAGCAUUAGGAUAGCAGGAGUAGUUCUGACAAGAAGAUACCGUAAUUUGACAGAUCCGGACGAAAAGCUAGCCACAGCAAUUUUUCCUCGCCAUAAUUUUACAUAUUAAUCUAGUCACUCCGUGCAAAUUUUAUUAAAAAAAAAUAUAUUUUUAUCUAUACCAUACCAAAGACAACUCUUAUCUCUAUAUUCCAUUUUUUAAUAAAGGCUGCGGUAAUUGUACCAUUUGUGAUUGUUUUGUUUGUAAUUUUUUACUUAGUUGUGUAAAUGCAUCAUUCUGUCGUAAUUAUUUUAUAUACUAGUCUACAUUUUUUACUCCAUUUAACGAAAAAGUGCACUCCCUAUUUAGGUUAGUUGGGGGUAGUAAAAUUUAAGUAAAUUUUAAGUAACUGAUUGUGUAGGGAGUCCACUUUUGCUGCUCCGGCAAAAGUUUUGUCGCACGAAACUAGCUUAUUUUUAACUGUGGAACCAGUGUUUUAAGGCUGUUAUUAGGAGCAUAUAUUUUACUAAGGACAUUUCCUAAAUGUGUUUCUAAAUCUAGCUCUAAGACAUAACUGUAAAAUGUGCUAAUAAAAUAAAUCUUUUAGUUAGUGCUUAAGACGAUUUACUUACCUUAUAUAUGUAAAAUUUCUGUUUAUUUGGGUCAGUUGUGUAUUUAUAGGGCAUGAAAUUUAUCGAAUAUUGUAAAUAAUUGACGUGCCUUGUAAUUCUAAAAUGGGCAUAAACUGAAAUGGAUGUAAUAGGAUCAUAGACAUUUUUUUUUAUUGUUACGCAACUGGCCUGAAAAUCGUAAAUUGUAUUGAUGUACAAAAACUUUCUUUUAUUUUAGAAGUAGUGUAUAUGUAUUUAUCAUUGUGUUAGUGAAUAAUUGCUCAGUGCAUAAAUUUGCUCAUUUCUUAAACCUCCAAUUUCCUAUUUAUUGCAUUUCGUUGUUCUUGUAGGUAUAUUGUUUAUAGCUUGGUCUUGUAGAUGCUAAAAAUACGAAAUAAAUUAUGUGAUCUAAA
Messenger RNA from Tribolium madens (black flour beetle), 1838 nucleotides. RefSeq names its product tetraspanin-13. The transcript is spliced from 5 exons. Lineage: Eukaryota; Metazoa; Arthropoda; Insecta; Coleoptera; Tenebrionidae. The record is from RefSeq and is a predicted model, not a curated record. Bases 175 to 822 code for a protein of 215 amino acids. Gene Ontology annotation, cellular component: membrane.